Messenger RNA from Liolophura sinensis, 3130 nucleotides. Its product is annotated as maleylacetoacetate isomerase-like. NCBI's taxonomy places the organism in Eukaryota, Metazoa, Mollusca, Polyplacophora, Chitonida, Chitonidae. Gene Ontology annotation, molecular function: glutathione transferase activity; maleylacetoacetate isomerase activity. Gene Ontology annotation, cellular component: cytoplasm; mitochondrion. The record is from RefSeq and is a predicted model, not a curated record. Gene Ontology annotation, biological process: L-phenylalanine catabolic process; glutathione metabolic process. The transcript has 8 exons. Bases 87 to 938 code for a protein of 283 amino acids.
GGCAAAUGCUGAGAAAACUGUAAUUGUUUGUUAGGUACAUGGUAAACAUAUUUUAAACAGUACAAGGAAGACAUCUUGCACCAGUGAUGCCUUUAUUUUUAUUUUUUCACUCGGUUCAUGUUUUUUUGUCCAGCCUGAGGCCUCUGGAACUGAACAUUUUAGGCAACCCAAGGCCUAGUCGACUUCCACAUGGGCAUGAAGUGGGCGUGGUCGGCCAUGGACCAAUGAAAACCUCGCGAGCUCUCCGUGCAGACACUUUGACCUCGGCAGUCCACGUGUGGAAGUUUACAAUGGCUGCUGUAAAACCUGUCCUUUAUUCGUAUUACCGUAGCUCAUGUGCAUGGCGAGUCAGAAUUGCCCUUGCACUAAAGGGAAUAGACUAUGAGUAUGUUCCGGUACAUUUGGUCAAGGAUGGAGGACAGCAGCACAAGGAGGAUUACAAGACCAUGAACCCCAUGGCUCAGGUGCCCACCCUGCUCAUUGAUGGCCUCACCCUGACCCAGUCCAUUGCAAUAAUUGAAUAUUUGGAUGAGACCCGGCCAUCUCCACCUCUCUUGCCCUCUGACCCCAAGGACAAAGUCAAGGUGAGAAUGAUUGCAGAGACAAUAGCCUCAGGAAUUCAGCCAUUGCAGAACCUCGCUGUCCUCCUCCAGCUAGACGAGGACAAACGCCCAGCCUGGGGGAACCGCUGUAUUGACACAGGAUUCCAGGCUGUGGAGGCCAUGCUAUCUCAGACAGCAGAGAAGUACAGUUACGGAAAUUCCCUCACUGUUGCAGAUCUCUGCCUGGUUCCUCAAGUCUACAAUGCUAACAGGUUCAAAGUGGAUAUGUCCAAAUUUCCGACCAUUUCUCGUGUUCAUGAUGAACUGGCCAAACUGGAAGCAUUUAAGAAAGCUCAUCCUAGCCAGCAACCUGACUGUCCCGAUGACCAGAAGUGAAUUCUAGUAUUAUAUCAUGUAUGAAUUUGUAUUAAUCGGAGGACUUAUAAUUUCUGAACUGGUUGUGGUUGUAAUUCGUUUCUAGCAUACAGUGGUGUUUUCAGUGAAGGCUAUUACUACCUGGGAAUUGAACAAUUUAAUACAGCCUUGAACUCUAAACACAUCUUUAUGUUAUUUUACAGUCAAUAAGAACUCACAUUUAAGUUUUGGCAGAAUUUCUUGGACUGUAUUAUUGGACUGCAUUUGUCAUUUUGUAAAAGUAAUAAAAAGAAGACGUUUAUAACUAUACAGGAUUUGUACAUGUGUUAAAGGAACGUGAACAGUGCUUAUACCAUUAUUUCACCUCAUAUAAAUCCUACAAGAUUAGAACAAGGCUCAUUUCGUCUCCAUUCAUUUGGGUAAAUCAGAUAAAAGAUAAUUAACAUGUCAGACAGUUUAUAUCUAGUGAUAUGCAAAAUAUGUGUGCAUCUUGUUUAUGUUUUGAGUUUUACAGACUAGGUAUAGUUGAGUUAUACUUAUGUUGGUUUGCUAUGUUGGCUUACGUUAAAAGUGUUCUAAACUGAUCAGAUUUAUCUAGUCUUAUCCCAGAGUCUCAGUACCAGAAUGAGACCAGGAUUUGAUGCUGGGGCACUAACAAAUGUUGUGGGUGUUGUAAUAUUGGCAGGCCUCAGAACCCUUUACUCUUCAGGGAGAAAAAGUAUGGAUUAUAAGUUAUAACUCACAUUUCAUUUUCAAACUUGAGAUAAAUUUUAGCACUUAGUAUUUGCUGGCUAAGUAGUGAAAGGUGCGGGAACAGGUAUCCUUUAAUCAUAUUUGUGUAAGGAACUAAGAACAGAAGUACUCUCCUGACAUAAAGAAGAACUGUUUGCAAACAGUGUAACAGAAUGUAACUAAAGUAUUAAUAGAUGACUAUACCACCACAGCUGCUAAUCUAGAGAUUAGUAUGGUUCCCAUGCAUUGCAAGAGGUCCUGUGUUUAAAUUCAGUGAUCUGUGGUUGUCAGUAUUACAACCAUUAAAACUGAUUACCGUAAGUCUCCAACCUUUUCGCUUGUUUGCAAGGUGUUUAUUCAAGCAUAUUCCGAGAACAGUAUUCUACAUAGCCUGAUGAAGUUAUAUUUUUUGUGAAGUCUUGAAAUUUGCCUCACCCAACUAAUGUAGUUUUGUCUCUGGAAGCAAAUUAAAAAUUGCAUAAAUCUCACUGAAAGUUGUUCUUUCAUAUGCGAAAAGGUUGAGGAAUUAGGGUAGUGCUCUACCUGCUGGAGAUUAACUGUCAGAAACUGUUUUACCGUCACUAGACCCUAGACAUCAGAGGAAUGUAGGUUUUUGUAGAGGAAUGUAAGUUUUUCUUUGUUUUUUUUUUGUACGAGUCUCUCUCGGCUCAUUGAAGCUGUCACUAAACACUUUUGGAAUCUGAUGAUUCUAGGAUUUGUGUAUUAACCCAGCUUAUGAAAGCAGUGCCUGUUGAAAGGAUUUGUGACAUCAUCAUUGCCUAAUUUGUAUUCUUUCCCCUAUGGUUGGAUACUGUCAGUAUGGUUACCAUUAUUUCAAUCAUUCAAACUGAUAGUGUUAAAGGUUCUCUAAAUGUGUGAACUGGACUGGACCAGUGGGCAUGAUACAACCUUAAUAUUUUAGCUGUAUCAUAUCAUGUGUUUAGUAUGCAUACCCCACUUCUACAUCAUACUAUAAUUACUAUGAUUUAUUUAUUUAUUUAUUUGAUUGGUGUUUUACGCCGUACUCAAGAAUAUCUCAGUUAUACGACGGCGGCCAGCAUUAUGGUGGGAGGAAACCCACAACCAUCCACAGGUUGCUAACAGACCUUCCCACUUACGUCCGGAGAGGAAGCCAGCAUGAGCUGGACUUGAACUCACAGCAACCGCAUUGGUGAGAGGCUUCUGGGUCAUUAUGCUGUGCUAGCGCACUAACCGACUAAGCCACGGAGGCCCCCUAAUUAUUAUGAAUAAAUUGGUCUAAAAUGACAUUCUUUAGUUCUCUUAUUAUUGGGUUAGUGUCCGUAGCAGUAGAGGGAAGUAAAGGGGUGUUACAUUUGAUGAAGUUUUGAAAGUCUAUGGGGAGAAAAGAAAUUCUCUGUUACUAGGGCAUGAAGCCCUGGUGAGGAAUUUAUUUUUCACGUGCCUAUCAAAGAGCCAUUAGGUUUAUUAAUGGAUGGUAGCAGACUACCAUGAUGGAAAUG